UUUUCCCCAGAAAGGGGAGAAGAAAUGGAUGUAAUGGGAUCAAUAUUGAGAUGCCCACCAAGCGGAAAGGUGAGGGCUAGGAUCCUGCUGCUGGUGGACAGUCUCUUGGUCUUCACUGAAUUCUCAUGGCACUUCAGGUCUCCUGUCAGGAAAGAGAGAAGUUAGAAGUGAGGUGGUUCCUCUCUGCGGAUGAGGAAACACACCAAGUUCUGUGACCAUAUCGUGACUGGAACAGAACAGCUUUUCUGACUCAUGACCCAGUCUCGAGCCAAACCAGUCCAGAAGGUGCUAGCCUUCCUACCCUGUUAAAAAAACAGUGCUUUCCCCCAGGCCGCUGUCUGCAGGGACCUGGAUGGGAGGGCGUGCUGGGAGCCCCGACUCCCCACUUGCCCCUGGGGCCGUUUGUGUCCUGGGCAGGGACCUCCUCACUUGCGAGAUCUCUGGGGGCCGGGCCUGUGGAAGGUACUGGCAGUGAUGGAGCACAGUCAGUGCGCCCCUGUGGGGCCUGGCCUGCCACUGCCUGCUUCUCCACGAAGCAGGAGGAUUCUGCUCACGUCAAAACGCUGACACAGUCAGAGCUGGACUUCAGCAACCCCUUGCCUGCUGCUGAGCCUGUUCCUGCCUCAGUUUAUUUUAAAAAGAAAAAACUUGCUUGCACACCUCCUGUGGCCUAGGCACUGCUCAGCACAAAAAACCUGCCACCUACUCACUUUCCUGUAGGCCUUGGCACGUGCUGUCUGCUCGUCUGGAAACCUCUUUCCAUUUGUCCAACUCCGACUUCUCCUUCAGGUCCCAGGGGGCCUUUUCUGCCCCCCCGUAGGCUAGGUUUGGGACCCCUGACAGAUGCUCUGGUUGUCUGAAAGCGACAAGAGGGCAGGGACCCCUCACCACUGUGACAACGGCGAACACCGGGAUCCUUAAAUGUGCUGUGACUGGGCGGGUGCCACAGGUCAUCCCCAGGUGACUACAGCAGAAGCUUUCUUACCUGCUCUUCAUGUAACUGGAUCUUGCAAAUAACAGCCACUCCACGCCCUCGAACCCACAGACCCAUGUGUGUAGCACGCCGCUUUAAAAUACAGGUCUUAGGAUUUAGAUGAGGCAACAGAUCAGGAGAUGACUGCCAUUGAAAAGACAAUCACAGAUCUCAAGAGGGGCUGUCACAGCGGAAAGCACCAGGGUCCAGCCGGAGGCAGGGGGACGAGGGAAGAGCACGGGCGACAGGCUUUGCUGUGGUUUUCACAGGAAGGAUCGGGCCAGUCAGGGUCAGCAGGCUCAAGGCUCACUCGGUUGGGUAGUUUUCAGCGGGCUCUGAAGCCUAGGGAAUGUCCCUAGUUGUUUGGUGUGAUGAAAAAACAGCUGUUUUGAGUUGCUGCCCAGGAUUUGACAGUCUAAUAGCCCUAGCCAGAGCCUGGACAUUUAGAUAAGGACCUGAGUUUAGGAUUUCCACCCCAGGGAAUCCCCCUUUGCUUUUCCCGGGGCACCUUUUAAAAUAACCAUUUUGAAUUGAGCCUGCAACCUCGGCCCCAAGCACCUUCUAAGUACUAGAUACCUGCUACCCUGCUCUCUCUCCCCUGCUCACUGGAGACCGGGACGUUGGCGGGCUGCCCUGCCCCCAGCUCAUUGGCCCCACCGGCUCUGCUUUCUGGGAUCCGUAAGUAAUAAAUUCUGUGACUUUACUUUCUUUGUGUGAGGGUAUUGAAACUGCUUUCAAUCAAAACGACCCUGGGGUUUGACCUCCCCAGAGUGGGCGUUGAGAUACUCUCGGAGCCACCUACUGACCCCGUGUGGGUGGCCUGUGCCUCCUCAUUCAGCAGGUCAUAAUCUGCAUAUUCUUAAUUUAAUACACCAGCUAUGCCUCCCCCAACACAUCCGGUUCCUGGCCCCGGACCCUGGGGGGGUGAUCAGAGCAGGGAACAGUGGUCCUGAGGGCGAGAGCCCAAUGGAGGAGGUGGAGGGGUAUGGACUCUGCAUUGUUCUGUUUGCACAGGAAAAGUGUGCUCACAGGCAAAUGGGAAUUAUUUCCUUUCUCUAGGUGCUGGCCAGCCCUGGGAGGAACAGUCUCUCCAGGAUCAGCAAGGUCCUAAGUAUCAAAGCGUCAAAACCAGAAAUAAAAUGACAUGAUUAAUACAUUGGCCACUUGGGGCUUGUGCACCUGGGUGGCUCAGCUCCACCCACAGAGGCGAUGCUCCCCCAAGCCCUCUCUGUUCUGUUUAUUCUCCAGCCAAUGUGUGCCACCAACACUGGUUGCUAUGAUGACAGAACUUCACUGAAUAAUACGUAAACCAUUGAAAUAGAAGUGCCAAAGAAAGGUGUUGAUAAAGUACAUGCUUGUGUUGCUUUGUCCAGCACUCCGUUGAUCUGAACCAGGAAUUCCAUUUUUACAUUCCUUUCAACUGAUACAAUUGCAAUGUGCUGCAGUGAUUCCCAAGGUAAUAGAAUAACUGUCUCUCUCGCUAGCUCUAUUUUUUUCUCUCUUUUUCCCCCCUUUGAUAACAGAAAGCUUCUUUUUUUUCCCUCCAGAAAAGAAGCAACAUCACCCUGUCAAUGUUAAAUUUUGGCAGAAAUGGAGCCACUAAAAUGGAAGGAGGGAAAAAAAAUUUUGGCAACAGCCAAGAAUGAGAAAUUGCAUAGCAUUUACUUAGUUGUAUGUAUUUCAAGAAUAUAGGGUACGCUGUAUUAUUGGCAAUGAUUGCCUCUGUUGGCAACACUUAUUUCUAAAUUCUCUUUUCAGUGCAUGUAGCAGACUGAUUGCACUGCUGGCCCCAGUUCUUUCCCUCUCCUUUUGCCCUGUCACUGUGCAGUUCCCUUCACUAAAGAGAUGGAGUCUAUUAAGCCAUCUCUUGCAUUUGGACUUGGCCCUGUGACUUGCUUUGAUCUGUAGGAUGUUAACAGUCAUCAUUGCUCCCACAGAAAACUGCAAAAAGCUUGUAACUGGCCUUCCUGCUUCUAGCCUUACCUCCCUUCCUCAUCUUGGUACUUCAGUUUAAAGGGAAAAUAAGACCAGGCCAUUCUCCUACUUGAAAAAAACCAAACUCUCUGAAUAGCUUCCCUUUUCUACAAGGUUAAAGCCAAGCUCUUAGGCCCAGCAUGCAUGGCCAGCUAAGGUCUCCCCUAGCCGACCUGCUGAGACCCUUCUCCCUUCACACCAGCCUCAAGCUUUACUCCAACGCACGGGCUCAGCUGCUGUGCCAUUAUCCAUGCUGGGCUAUUUCUCCCCACCGUACCUUGGCCCCCCUUUCUCCCUGGUUGUCUCCUUUGGCCUGGUGAUCCUGGGCUUCCCUCCCGCCCACUAACUCCCCCACACCCUUUAGGGGCUGCACUGAUGGUUGUGCUUGCAAAAUUAUGUUGUGAUUAUCUGAUUAAGUGGAGGUUUCCUGAGAGCAAAGACUGAGUUGUUAAUAUCUAUGUACAUGUAGCACCUACCACGGCAUGUUGGAUGGGUGGAUGGAUGGAGCAGGGAUCUGCCGUAACUGUGGCCUGAAGCAGACCGGGUUGUUACUGACCUGUGUAAAUAGAGGCUUAUCCUCGGGAACUAACGUCUUCAGUGAGCUCAUCCCUUGUACGGUCUUGUCUUGGAGGAAGGAUUAAGUUGGCCUGGGUUGAGUGUCAGCUGUUACAGUGGUCACUCCCCUCCAUCCUUGGUGCCCAGGCCCACACUGGGCAGAUGAAGAUUCACUUAGCUGUCUCUGAUACUCAUGGAGCACUGCCUAUGUACUAGAUAACGUUCUAAGUGCUUUAAGCGAAUUCGUUCAUUCAGUUCUCAGAGCAAUCUUUUUUUGUUUCUUUUCCAAUUCUCAUAGCAAUCUUGCAGGGUAUAUACUAUUAGUAUUUCCAUUUUGGAGUUGAGGGUUAGAAAAGAUGAAUGAACUUUUCUAAGAUCAGCUAUUAAGAAUAGAAUCUGUGUGCCAGGCAGCCUGACUCUAAGCGUGACCUCAUCACCUCAUGUCUCCCCAAGUUCGUGUUUUCAGGGGCGCUUCUCUUGUUUCUUAGUUCUUUCCUCUCCCAAGGUGGGAGGCAAAGUAAGAGAUAAGAAGAUACCACUGCUGCUUGUUUUUAAUUUAUUCUGUUUACUUAAAUUCCUCCAUUAUUACCUAAUGGUAUAUAUUUAGCCAGGAGGAAGCCCAUCUUCUCUGAGCUUCCUCUUUAGUUUACCUACCCCUGAAGAUAACUCACUUUUCCCACCCAAAUUUGAAUGAUUAGCAAAGAACCACCUAAAGCAACCAGCGUUGCUUUUUGCAAGCCAUCUCUGUUUCUCAGUGGGCUGAAAACCACACUAUUGCUUCCUCUUUGUACUGAGAACACAGCCAUUUGUCACUCAGCGUCUGAGCACCGUCAGUGACACCGCCGGGAAAGGUCUAUACUGGUCCAAAUGGCACUCAUCCUGCAUGUGGCAUCUUUUUUUCUCAUUCUGACUAAGCUCACCAUUGGCCAGAGAGAAGUAACAGUUCAGAAAGGACCGCUGUUCAGAGCUGAAGGUUACCCUGUCAGCAUCGGCUGCAACGUAACUGGCUACCAGGGACCUUCUGAGCAGCAUUUCCAGUGGUCUGUUUACCUGCCGACAGCCCCGGCCCAAGAAAUCCAGAUCAUUAGCACCCUGGAUGCCACCUUUUCUUACGCUGUGUAUGCACAGAGGGUGCGGAGCAGGGAAAUCUACGUGGAGAGGGUCCGGGGUAACUCGAUCUUUCUGCACAUCUCAAAGCUCCAGAUGAAGGAUUCCGGCGAGUAUGAGUGUCACACGCCCAACACUGAUGAAAGAUACUAUGGCAGUUACAGUGCGAAGACUAAUCUCAUUGUUAUUCCAGAUACCCUCUCUGUUGCCAUGACUCCCCAGACUCUCAGUAAGGAGGAAGGUGAGCCAUUAGAACUUACCUGCGAGGCAUCCAAAGCCACAGCUCAGCAUACCCACCUCUCCGUCACCUGGUACCUGAUGCAGGAUGGAGAAAGAAGCCAAGCCAGCAAGAUUAUUUCCCUCUCCAAAGAUUUUAUGUUGAUCCCUGGACUCUCAUACACAGAGAGGUUUGCAGCCGGGGACGUGCGGCUCGACAAGCUUGGGGUCGCCACCUUCAGGCUGUCAAUAGGGAGGCUCCGGCCCGCCGAUCAAGGCCAGCUGUUCUGUGAGGCAACUGAAUGGAUUCAGGAUCCAGACGAAACCUGGACUUUCAUCACAAAAAAGCAGACAGAUCAAACAACUCUGAGGAUCCAGCCGGCAGUGAGAGAUUUUCAAGUCAACAUUACGGCUGAGAGCACGGUUCCUGAAGGGAAACCCUUGGAACUGAUUUGCCUGGUCGUGGGCGGCGGCCAGAACCCGCAGCUUCAGGGCACUUGGUUCUUCAAUAAUAUUGAAACAGCCCGCAUUGAUGCCGGUGGAGUUCUGGGCCUGAAGAAAGACUACCAAGAAAGAGCAAAUCAGGGGCAGCUCCAGGUUUCAAAGUUAAGCCCCAAGGCUUUCUCUCUCAAGAUCUUCUCUGUGGGCCCAGAGGACGAAGGUGCCUACAGAUGUGCAGUGGCAGAGGUGACAAGAGCUCAGAUGGGCCCCUGGCAGGUGCUUCAGAGCAAGCAGUCACCGGACAGCCUCGUGCACCUGAGGAAGCCAGCAGCAAGAAACGUGGUUUUGUCUACCAAGAACAAGCAGCAAGCGGUGUGGGAGGGAGAGACGUUAACCCUUUUCUGCAAGGCAGAUGGAGCUGAAAGUCCCUUGUCCGUGACCUGGUGGCACGUCCCACAAGACCAGACACAGCCAGAGUUUGUGGCUGGCAUGGGGCAGGAUGGCACCGUGAAGCUGGGUGCCUCCUACGGCGAGCUCAAUAACCCCAGCAACACAAGGCUGGAGAAAAUGGACUGGGCCAGCUUCCAGCUGAAGAUCACCUCCACCACCAUCACAGACAGCGGCACGUAUGAGUGCAGGAUGUCUGAGAGGACCCGGAACCAGGGCAGAGAUCUGAACUGGACUCAGAAGAUAUCAGUCACUGUGAAACCUCUGAAGUCAAGUCUGCAAGUUAAUCUGCUGAGCCGUCAACCUCAAGUGAAAUUAACCAACACCUUCGACCUGUCCUGCGUCGUGAGGGCUGACUACCCAGACCUCAAGGUUCCACUCACUGUGAUGUGGCAGUUCCAGCCAGCUGGGUCUCGAGACUUUGAUCUGCUUGUUCGAAUUGCCCAUAAUGGCACAAUCGAAUGGGGGGACUUCCUACCCCAGUUCCAAAAGAAGACGAAGGUUUCACAGUCUUCAUUUCUUUCUCAACUCCUAAUCCAUGAUGCCACCGAGGAAGAAGCAGGGGUUUAUCAGUGUAAAGUAGAAGUUUAUGGUGGACAUUGUCUUCACAGAAACGGCCCCUCACGGGCUUCUGCCAUCUCACACCCCCUGAGGAUAGCCGUCACUCUACCAGAGAGCAAGCUGGAAGUGAAUUCAAGCAGUCAAGUCCAAGAGAUCUCCAUCAACUCUAACACUGACAUAGAAUGUAGCAUCUUGUCCCAGUCCACUGGCAACCUCCAGUUAACCAUUAUUUGGUACUUCCAUCCUAUUUCCACUGAUGCAUCCUGGCUGAAGAUCCUGGAAAUGGACCGAACCAAUGUUGUCAAAUAUGGGGACGAAUUUCAGAGCCCACGGAGAAAACAAAAAUUCCAUGCCGAGAGAGUUUCCCAAGGCUUGUUUCAGCUGCACCUUCUGAACGUGGAAGACAGCGAUCAGGGCAAAUAUUACUGCGCUGUGAAGGAAUGGCUCCAGUCCACAAAUAGCACUUGGCACCAGCUUGGAGAAAAGCAGUCAGGUCUCACGGAAUUGAAACUCAGGCCCACAGGAAGCAAGGUACGUGUCUCCAAAGUGUACUGGACAGAAAAUGCCACUGAGCACAGAGAGGCGACCAUCCACUGCAGCCUGGAGAGUGCCGGCAGCCCAGCCUCCCUGUUCUCUGCGACGUGGUACCGGAACAGAGGAAAUCCUGCAAGUGAGAUGCUGGCUCACCUGCAGCAGGACGGCUCGCUGGAGUACGGUGAAGAGGGGCUCAGGAGGCGCCUGCUCUCAUACCGUUCAUCCCCUACAGACUUUGUCCUGAAGUUUCAGCGGGUGGAGAUGGAGGAUGCGGGCAUGUACUGGUGCAAGGUGGCAGAGUGGCAGCUACACGGCAACCCAAGCAAGUGGGUCGCCCAAGCGUCAGAUGAGUCACAGCAUGUGGUGCUCACGGUGCUGCCUUCAGGUGUGAGGUUUUAAGAAGAUGAGCUUUGGAAAGAAAACGUGACAAACUAAGUAGUCUUUGUAUUCUUCACAACUGAAGAAGCUUGAAAGCCUGUGCCACGGCGACCUGAGGGUUUCCACUGUGAGCACCGGCAGGUGUUCCCAAGGAAAUCCUUCUCUUAGAGCAUCUCGCUUCCUCUACCUGGCUGGUCCUUUCUGGUAGUUGGGUAAGCAGUGUGGGGCAAUGAAAAAUCCCAGGUUUGGAAGGAGACAAGCCUAGGCUCAAAUUGCAGCUCUGUCACCUACCUAGUCGCUGUGAAAUCAUAUCCUGGUUACCUAAACUCUGUGAGCCUCAGCUUUCUCAUUAAAUGAGAAUCAUAAUACGAAUGCAUAUAAAGUAUCUGGCACAGACCCUGGCAUAUUCUAAGUGCUCAACAAAUGUCAAUUCCUUUUCCCCUUAUGUCUCAAACAUGCCACACACACACACAUAUGCACCCACAUGCACAUAUACAGGUACAUAUACACAUACAUAUAUAUGACAAAAUAUUUAAAUUUGUUCAGUGAAUAACUAUAUGAGGUCCUGGGGCACACAAAAAUGUAUUACAGAGUCUGUUCCCACAGAGCUCAGAGGCCGGUGGGGGAGAUAAAGUCCAACAUGAUAGAUGUCAUUAAAGAAAUGGUCUCAGGAGACUUAAGGAAGGAGCAGAGAGAGGCAGGGCUGAGAUAAAGGGCUAGGUGGGGAGGAGAUCUGUGAGAGUUCCGAGAGUAUGGGGCCUAUGAAAAGGAAGACACGUGUUUUAGGAAAAGGAAAGGAUAUGCAAGAUGAUCAGAGAAACUGUGUUAGGAUGGCGAGAGAUGAGGCUAGUGGAACGGAAAGGUUGUGGAUCUCAGUGGGUCUUGUGUAGGAAGCUAGGGAAGGUGAACUUUAUCCCGGAAGUUAGAGUGUCAUUGCACAAGUUCAAGCAGUGGAGGGUGACCCAUCAGAUUUGCAUUUUGGAAAGCUCCCCCUGGGAGUGGUGUUAAAAAUGAAUUGAAGUUGGGGAGGGUGUAGCUCAGUGGUAGAGCUGCUGCUUAGCAUGUAUGAGGUCCUGGGUUCAAUCCCCAGUACCUCUGUUAAUUAAUUAAUUAAUUAAUUAAACCUAAUUACCACCCCCAAAUUUUUUUAAUGAAUUGAAAGGGAGGAAGGCACGAAGCAGGAAGAACUAUUUGAAAUUGAUCGUGGGGACCCAGGUGAGGCAUGAUGAAGUCCUGAAUGAAGGCAGUACCCAGGAGUGCUGAGGGGACAGGUGCUCGUAUGAGGAGACGCAGUCCUCAGGAUUUAGAGGAUGAGGUGUAUAUGGAAGGUGAAUGAGCAGAAGAAGAGACUCAAGGGUGAGUGGACAGUGGGGACACUCACUAAGUGAGGUGAUACAGAAGAAAGAUCUGAAGGGGAACAUUAGUUCAAUUUUGAAUAAGUUGGGCUGGACUUGAGUUUGGAGUACUGGUAAAUUAUCCAGGGAGAUCUAUCCAGUAGGCUUUGAAAUUUCCAAAUGAGAUCUCUGCCAGAGUUAUAGAAGUCAUCAUCUUACAGCCUAUAAAGAUGCCCAAGGAUGGACCCCUGAGAUACACCACUGUUUAUCUGGGGGCUGCAGAAGAGGGGCUAUGAAGGAGAAUGGAAAGCGUAGCCUAGAGGUAGGAGAACCAGGGUUCAGUGGUAUCACGGAAACCAAAGGCAGGACAGAUAUCAGGAGGGAAGGCAGAGCCAACAGACUCAACUGGUGCAAAGAGGCCAAUUAAGAUGAAGAUGGGAAAAUAUCCAUUGGUUUAACAAGAUAGGGCAAUUACAGAAAAGUUGUGAGAAAAGUCAGACUGCGGUGAGAAAGUGGACACAUCAAAUCCAGAUUAUGCUAUCAAGAGCUUUGAUGCCAAGGGAAAGAGAGAAGACAAUGUCAAAUGGCAGGAGGUGCAGUGAAGCUUUGCUUUGUUCUGUUUUGGUUUGGAGAUGGUAGGAACUCGAGCACAUUUACAUUCUGGAGGGAGACAAGCCAGUGGAGAAGAAGAAGAUGAAGAUUAGAAGAGAAUGGACAUGACUAGCAGUCUAACAUCUUGCAUGAACUUACACCCUGAUUGGAAUGCUCCUUCAUGUCAUCUGUCCCUGCUCAAUACUUACUAAUCCUUCACCGACCAGCGUAACUGCCACUUUCUCAGCAACUUACCUUAGUCUCUUAGUCAUCACACCUGUUUAUCACCCAUCAUCAGUGCCAAACUAUACGUUGUGAGAAGGCUAAGACUGUCUGGUUCUCAGCAACAGCAUAAUGUCUGGCACAAAGAAGGUGCUCAAAUACUUACUUAAUCACAGUAUAAUUGCACUCCUGAUAAGGACCAGCUCUGUGUAUUAAUAAGGUCCAUGUCAAAUAUAAUAGGCUACGAAUUCUCACUUCUCAAAUGGUUUCCCACCACCUCUACUUGGCAGUUCUGGGUUGGGUUAAUUUAGGACUGUAUAAGAGAACUGUGAAGCAUGUGGCUAACGUGAAGGCAGAGAAGUUGAGAGGUAAUUCCCUGGUGGAAUGCACCUCAUGUUUUCCUCUCCAUCUUACAUCCUUGGCUGUGACCAAGCCAAAGCAGGGGCUACAGCUACCUGAUUCUAGAGAACUCGCUGUGAUUAAUUAAUAGGCAAGGUUCUAAAGCUUCAGGGGGGCUGGAUUAUUCGUAGCAGUACAGGAUUUAUUACUAUUUCCCAGAUUUUCUUUGGGUAAGGCUGUAUUUAGAAGUGGAUCCUCAGAAGAGCUAUGGGCCCCUAUCACACUGGUGUUUCUGGAGAGAACUUGUCAUUUGUCUGUGCUACCCGGUGCCUCCAAUAAGGCCUGGCACACAGUGCUCAGCUCAAAAAAAGCUUGAUGAAUGAAUGAGCAAGUGAGUCUUCAAUGGAGGUGAAACGAGCGCUGUCAGAGGUUCACUUCCUCUGAGAGGCUCUUGUAUCAGGUUCCCUAACCCUGCUUUGACUUCUUGGCUGGAGCUGCCUCUCCCACGUGGCCACACCUGGCACGGCCAGUUGCCAAAGUCUGGAUUGCGUUAGGGGAGGAGUUGGUAGGGGCUCCGAUAUCUUCUACCUUUCUUCUAAAGUCAGUGUUAGAAGGGAAUUCUCUUAGUGAUAGGUUUAGCCGUGGGUAGAAGCAGGUUAUAAACUAAACUUCGUGAUGAAGUGUUCCCAUUACAUUUUUGGCUCUGUCUUACAGGCCUUGUACUCUGAGCCCUGGGCACUUACUCGGAUUGAUUCAAAAUGCCAAACCUUAAUGGUUUUGCAUGUCGCUAAUACUGAUCCAGAUCUGGGCGAGAGGCAGAGCAAACACUGCCCUCCCGGGAGAGGUCAUUUAGAAGCAGUGGAGCUGACAGUUCCUAGCUGGUGUCUAAUUCAGCACCGCAAAGAGCACCCUUUGUCGACCUUUGAUGGCAGAUUGCUCUCAGCGGAACAGACUCCUCCCCAUUUAGACAGUCAAGCCCUCUGGCAGUCCCUUCAUGCAGAAGGUGAGAGUGUCAGUGGCAGAAAAUUCAAGUGCCAGAUUUCUUUCUACCUCCUAUGUGCCAGUCCCAUCUCCCCAUCAUCCCACCAUCAUCCUAGCAACGGCGACACAUGGGUGCCAUGGACUCUUACCUCCCAAUUCUCUGCCUCCCAUGAUUAAAAAAGGAAGCCACAGUCUCCUAAAUAAUCAUUUGACUCUCAGCUGAAUGUCACUCAGCCCUGGGGACAGAGAGAUCAGAGAUUUAAGGGAAAGACUUGGCCUGUGGAAGAACAUGGCCAAGCCUGUGGUCCCUGCGUGAGGAAAUCGGCAGGCUCAGCUCUGUUUCUGCCUGGUCACUUGGGAAGAAGUUGCCUAUGAUUUCCCUAACUUUCUCAAUAGCACUCUAGCUAAUAUUUAUUCCUUGCUGACUCAACAGAUGGGCUAGGCGCUGUUUAAUGCUUUAUUCGGCAUUAUCUCAUCACGACUCUACAAAUGAUUAUCCUCAUUUGAUUGACAAGGAAACUGAUGAUUAGAGAGGAUGAGUAACUUGUCCCAAAUCAGUGAAGAGCCAGAACUUGGACCCAGUUCUCUUUGAGAUGUAGUAGGGGCCCAGUCACUACUCUGCACACAGCGGGAGGGUAUAGUUCAAGCGGUAGAGUGUGUGCUUAGCAUGCACGAGGUCCUGGGUUCAAUCCCCAGUACUUCCAUUUAAAAAACUAAUUAAAUAAGUGAAUCUAAUUACCUCCUUCCCCAAAAAAUACCAACAGCAACUACUCUGCACACAAGUGGUGUGAAGUAUCAAGGCCAGAACUCUCACCCACUGGUCUCUAUAGCUCCGCUCUCUUUCAGCCUUGCAGUCUAUUCCUCCUGCUUAGCCAUAUGCCUUCAAAUGUAUUCAGAUGAGACCUGGGAGAAUUAUUGUAGUCAAGCAGGGCCUUGGAGGGAAGGGCCAGGUAGGAUGUGGAGAGGGGCUGAUAAAGAGUUCAAACUCUUGCUUUAUCGUUUGCCCACACUUUCAAAGACAAAAACCAAAUUUAGGAUGGAGAAUAUAAACGAGACCAGAGAAGAUCCAAGCAGCAAAGCCCUGCAGCUCCUUCCCUGCUCAGAGCUGCCAGCCUAAUGUUCAGUGAUGGUCUACUCUGUGUAACAUGACGGCAGCAGCGCCUGGGUCCCUGGGUGUGGAAGCCACUCAUGCAGUUGACUCAUUCGUUAGUCCCCAUUGAUGCCAAAGUGCUACGCAGGAGAAAAGAUGCAUGAGAUGUAGGUUCUGUCCUCCAGGAGUUUUCUUUGCAGAAUUUGGACACGUUUAGAUUCUUUCUUGACUUCCAACAAAGAGAUGUUCUUCAAGGUGUGAAAUGCAUCACCGAUGCCAAAAGUGAAAUUCUUACAAUAUGAGGUUGGUCAAAAUGACCUUUAAACCUGUUGUCUUUAUCUCUAAGAGUCUGUAAUCCUAUGAAUCCUAUGGCUUAACCUCAGAGGAAGAAAUUGCUUAUGUCAUUAUGAUUUUCCAAUAACAGCCCAGCUAUUGUUAGCAUCAGAUUUUUCAGAACAGCCCUGAUUUCAAAUAUCCUGUUGUAAAUAAAUGUAGUCGGAAGACUUCAUUUAGCAGUUGGUGUCUCUUUAAGCGUGUGUCCUGCAUCAAAAACUGUAAAUACCCCUCCUUUGACUAGUAGCUUGAGGCUCUCUUUCCUGGAGCCUGUGGUGUGUGCAGUCUUCCCUGGCUGCCUGGCCAGGCCCUGACCGCUUCAGGGCUGUUUGUCCGUGCUCUGAGUGUCCGUAUGCCAACAGGGCUUCCCUGAGGACUGCAGCUGCCCGAUGGCUGGGUGGCCGUGUGCUUCAGCCGGCCUUUAUAUCGGAGCGUUUGCCCAUGUGGUUGCUGUCAAUCCAGUUUAAUUCAGAUCAGCAAACGUUACCAAGGAGGUGCGCGAGGCACUACAGGGGCUAGAAAAACAAGCGACGCUAUCAGACGUACUCCAAUGACCAUGAUGAUAAAGAUGAUUAAAGGGAACGCAAGAGGUCUAAACAAAGGCAGGUGUGAGAAGUUGAAAAAAAGAAGAGGAAAACUGUGCCUAAGGCCAGGUGGGAAGACAAGUGUGAUGGGGAGCUAGGCCAGCAGGACCCAGGAGAUUACGGUGCAGAGAGCAUGCCCGGUGGAGGCGACAGUAAGAGUAAUGGGAGGGGACCGUAUGCGGGGGUGCCUGAGGACUGCGAGGCUGAUUUGGAGAUUGAGGAAGGGGUGGUGCUUCUCACUUGUGGGUGCUGUGGUUUUAUAAGGACAGUGCAGAGUGAGUGAGUGUGUGUGUGUGUGUGAGUGUGUGUGUGUGUAAGAAGCAGUGGUGG
Molecule: messenger RNA, 12990 nt
Organism: Vicugna pacos (alpaca)
Lineage: Eukaryota; Metazoa; Chordata; Mammalia; Artiodactyla; Camelidae
Source: RefSeq, a predicted model, not a curated record